GCGCGCGCGCUCCCAGUCUCCACCACCCACCAGCUCCUCCGGCACCAGCAGCAAGCCUCGCCGCCGCCACCGCCCACCUUCUGCCGCCGCCGCCGCCGCCGCCACAACCACCUUCUCCUCCGCUGUCCUCUCCUAUCCUCGCCUUCUGUAGACCAUCAGGCUUUGAACCAGUAUGGCUGAACCCGACAGGAGUUUGACACCAUGGAAGAUCAUGCAGGGGGCUACACUCUGCUCCAAGACCAAGACGGAGACAUGGACCAGGGCUUAAAAGAGUCUCCCCCACAGCCCCCUGCCGAUGAUGGAUCGGAGGAACCAGGGUCGGAGACCUCUGAUGCUAAGAGCACCCCAACUGCUGAAGACGUGACUGCGCCCCUAGUGGAAGAGAGAGCUUCCGACAAGCAGGCUGCUGCCCAGCCCCACAUGGAGAUCCCAGAAGGAACCACAGCUGAAGAAGCAGGCAUUGGAGAUACCCCGAACUUGGAGGACCAAGCCGCUGGGCAUGUGACUCAAGAGCCAGAGAAGGUCCAGAUUUUCCCAGAAAGUUUGCAUGGAGGGCCAGGGCGCCAUGAAGGCCAGGCUCCAGACCUAGGGAUCUCAGAGUGGAUCUGCCAACCGGUGCCCAAGGUGUCUGGGGCUCCCUUCCUGCCACACGGCCUCAGAGAGGCUACAUGCCAACCUUCGGGGACAAGACCUGAGGAUGUAGAGAGAAGCCACCCGGCCUCUGAGCUGCUGCAGCAAGAGCCGCCUCAGAAGGAGGCAUGGGGCAAAGACAGGCUGGGGAGUGAGGAGGAGGUGGAUGAAGAUCUUGACAUGGAUGAGUCAUCCCAGGAUUCCCCUCCCUCCCAGGCCCCCCUGGCCCCUGGCAGGGCAGCCCCUCAGGCGGUCUCCAAGGAAACCACUGGCAUGCCUGGGUCCCCAGAUGAGGGUAUCAUCCCACUUCCUGUUGACCUCCUCUCCAAAGUCUCCACAGAGACCCAGGCCUCACAGCCUGACGGGCCUGGCGCAGGGCCCAUGGAGGAAGGGCCCGAGGCUGCCCCAGAGUUCACAUUCCACGUGGAAAUCAAAGCCAGCAUGCCGAAGGAGCAGGAUUUGGAAGGGGCUACGUUGGUGGGGGCCUCUGGAGAGGAGCCCCAGGCCCAGGGCCCCUCUGUGGGAAAGGGCAUCAAAGAUGCUAGCCUUCUGGAACCAUCUGAGAAGCAGCCCACAGCUGGCCUGCCAGGAAGGCCAGUCAGUCGGGUUCCUCAACUUAAAGCUCGAGUGGCCAGUGUUGGCAAAGACAGGACUGGGAACGACGAGAAGAAAGCGAAGACAUCCACACCUUCCUGUGCUAAACCCCUGAGCAGUAGGCCCCACCUUAGCCCCCCACGCCCCGGUCCUGGUAGCUCAGACCCUUUGAUCAAACCCUCCAGCCCUGCCGUGUGCCCUGAGCCGGCGGCCACCUCUCCUAAACACGUCUCUUCUGUCACACCCCGAAAUGGCAGUCCUGGAACAAAGCAGAUGAAACUCAAGGGGGCCGACGGUAAAACUGGAACCAAGAUUGCCACACCUCGGGGAGCAGCCCCUCCAGGCCAGAAAGGCACAUCCAACGCCACCAGGAUCCCAGCCAAGACCACGCCCAGCCCAAAGACUCCUCCUGGCUCAGCUUCCAAGCAAGUGCAGAGAAAACUACCCCCUGCAGGGGCAAAACCUGAGAGAGGAGAACCACCAAAAUCUGGAGAACGCAGCGGCUACAGCAGCCCCGGCUCCCCUGGGACCCCUGGCAGUCGCUCCCGCACCCCAUCCCUACCAACGCCGCCGACCCGGGAGCCCAAGAAGGUGGCAGUGGUCCGCACGCCCCCCAAGUCGCCAUCUGCCAGUAAGAGCCGCCUGCAGACUGCGCCUGUGCCUAUGCCAGACCUGAAGAACGUCAGGUCCAAGAUUGGCUCCACUGAGAACCUGAAGCAUCAGCCAGGAGGCGGGAAGGUGCAGAUAAUUAAUAAGAAGCUGGAUCUUAGCAACGUCCAGUCCAAGUGUGGCUCAAAGGACAAUAUCAAACACGUCCCGGGCGGCGGCAGUGUACAAAUAGUCUACAAGCCAGUGGACCUGAGCAAGGUGACCUCCAAGUGUGGCUCAUUAGGCAACAUCCAUCAUAAACCAGGAGGUGGCCAGGUGGAAGUGAAAUCUGAGAAGCUGGACUUCAAGGACAGAGUCCAGUCGAAGAUUGGUUCCCUGGAUAACAUCACCCAUGUCCCUGGAGGAGGGAAUAAGAAGAUUGAAACCCACAAGCUGACCUUCCGGGAGAAUGCCAAAGCCAAGACGGACCAUGGAGCAGAAAUCGUGUACAAGUCACCUGUGGUGUCUGGGGACACAUCUCCACGGCACCUCAGCAACGUGUCCUCCACGGGCAGCAUCAACAUGGUGGACUCCCCACAACUCGCCACACUAGCCGACGAAGUGUCUGCUUCUUUGGCCAAGCAGGGUUUGUGAUCAGGCCCCUGGGGUGGUCAGUAAUCGUGGAGAGAAGAGAGAGUGAGUGUGGAAAAAAAAAAAAAAGAAUGACCUGGCCCCUCGCCCUCUGCCCUCCCCGCUGCUCCUCACAGACCGGCUGACCGGCUUGUCACCUAACCUGCUUUUGUGGCUCGGCUUUGGCUCGGGACUUCAAAAUCAGUGAUGGGAAUAAGAGUCAAUUUCAUCUUUCCAAAUUGAUUUGUAGGCUAGUAAUAAAAUAUUUUUUAAGAAAAACACGUAAAAACAUGGCCAAACCCAACAUUUCCUUGGGCAAUUGCUAUUGAUUCCCCCAUCCCCACCCCACCCCCCCUCUUUGAGUAUUAGAGGGUGAAGGAGGCUCUGGAGGCUGCUUCUGGGGAGUUUUGAGGGACUAGGGCAACUGAUUGCCCGCAGCCCCAUCCUAGGGGCAUCAGGGACAGCGGCAAAAAGAUUGGAAACUUGGUGUGUUCGUGGAGCCCUAGGCAGGUGAUGUUACCAGUGUGGAUGUGAAGGAGGGCUGAGGCAGCGAAGGCUGAGGGAUGGGUGGGCUGGGAGUCAGAGGGGAGGGUGAGGAAGACAGGCUAGAGAGCACACUGGCUCCUGGAAGGACAGGUAACCUCGGCUGUCAGUCUUAGAUGGCAGAGCUGCCUGCUGGGUAAGGCCCUGGAGAGUGCUGUGGGUCCCUGUGCCCCUUCUGCAGGGCAGCCUGUGGGAGAAGACACAGUGGGCCGAAGGAAGGUGGCCAGAAGGUGGCACCUUGUCGAUUGGGUCUCUGAAGGCUGGCCUUGACAUCGCAGGGCACUGGCUUCUUCCUCCCUCUCUGCAGGGUGGGAGUCCUGAGCUGAGGGGCUUUGCGCUCCUCUCACAGAAGAACCUCUUUGCUGAGUUCUGGAUUUCUGCAGCCAUGAUUGGGCCACUUCACAGACCUGGGACAUUAGGGCUAACCAGUUCUUUGUAAGGACUUGUGCCUCUUGGGGGACAUCUGCCUGUUCUCAAGCCUGGUCCUCUGGGACUUCUGCAGUGUGAGGGUGGGGUAUUCUGGGAUGAUGGCUCCAGCCCCCCAUCCCUCCCACAGCCACUGCAGCCCCUCUACCUGUCCAUCACACCCACGUCUGCCAUGAGAGCCAGUCACUGCCGUCUCCCAUCGUGUCUCACUGUCCUGAGUGCUCCGCCUCUCCCAGCCCCUACUCUGGCCCCUGGGUAGAUGUGGGUAGUCCCUGUUCUACACUAAGAGGUGGAGUCCUGGGAAGGCAAAGAUUUUGGGGCUCAGUCUCUAGUCCUACGAAUCCAACCAGUGUGCCUGGAGAUAACCCUGGACACCUCUGUCUGCUCUUUUUUAACUUUAUAGUGGUUGCCUCCUAGGCCUGGCCCUCUUCUGGGGUUGAGCUGGAGGCAGCGAGUCAGGUGCCAAAUGCUAGCACCAGUGUGAGCAGGCAAGAAUCCCAGGGCAGGGUCACGCUCCUCCCAUCUUUCGCUUCCACCCCAGCUCGUGAUCGCUAGCCUCCCAGAGCCCAGCCGCCAUUAAGUCCCCGUGCACGUAAUCAGCCCUCUCCAUACCCCAAUUUGGGGAACAUACCCCCUGGAAAUGUUUUUCCUCCAGUCCCCAUGGAAGUGGUGCUGCCUGCCCUGCUGGAGCAGCCAGACAUCUCCAUAGAUACAGCCCUUCCCUCCCUGUCUGUACCCUGUUGUGUUGUAGUUGGAUUUGUUUGUUCGUCUGGGUUCACCAGAGUGACUAUGAUAGUAAAAAGAAAAGAAAAAAAAGAAAAGAAAAAAGAAAAAAAGAAAAACGGAAAAAAAAAAAAAAAAGAAAAGGACGCAUGUAUCUUGGACUGUUUGUCGAAAGGUUCUAGCUCACCACCAGGGAUGGAGGUCCUCGGUAUUUCUUGUCUCCACUGGGACUCGGCUCCAGGCCAGUGCAGUGCUUUCCUGCUAGGACAGCCCAUGCUUUGAAGGUUUUCCUCUGCAUCUGGGACCUCACAGACACUGGAUUGUGACAUUGGAGGUCUCCUAGCUGCCAAGGCCUGAAGCACAGGACCAGCUAGACUCCAGCUGCCAGAGACAGCAGGCCCCACCUGUCAGGGAGAGCUUUCCAGCUGGCCUGUUUUGCAGAGUGAAGAUGGUCCUCUCUAAUCACAGCCUCAUGUCCCACGGCAGCCGUGAAAGAUGGUCUAAUAAGACUGCAUCACAAGAGAAAGAAGAAAAAAAAAAAAAAAAAAAA
Peromyscus leucopus (white-footed mouse) is the source of this 4684-nucleotide messenger RNA. RefSeq names its product microtubule associated protein tau (gene Mapt). NCBI's taxonomy places the organism in Eukaryota, Metazoa, Chordata, Mammalia, Rodentia, Cricetidae. Bases 202 to 2466 code for a protein of 754 amino acids. The transcript has 15 exons. The record is from RefSeq and is a predicted model, not a curated record. Gene Ontology annotation, biological process: neuron projection development; microtubule cytoskeleton organization. Gene Ontology annotation, molecular function: microtubule binding. Gene Ontology annotation, cellular component: neuron projection.